GACGUGCUAGUGACGUCACGGUGUCCCCGCAAGUGGGUAUAAAAGUUGAACCGGACCAGAGAUGCCAGCAAGCUGAGCAAGAGUACCCCGAGAGGAGACCCAAUUCGACCAAAACAGAAGAUCCAAAAUGGUGAGGAUAUCCUUCCGCCAGGCUUCGGCUGACAAGGUAGAUAAAGACGAAACCUACAUAGAUGAAACGGACCAGGAGUCUAAUCAAGCCCAGAUCAAGAGGUAUUUUCCUGUCCGCGUGUGUGUCAUCAUGUUUUCUGGACUGGUCAUCUUCCUUGGAAUGCUGCUGGGCUCCAUUUACACCUACCGCCACUUCUUCCCUGCAGAGCUGUCUGCAAACAGCAAUUCAUCUUUCAAUCGGCAGGUGCCCGGGCCAAAAGAUCUCGAGCAAGACAUCAAUCAACCGACCGACGUGUUCAAAUGCAACGUUGUGCUCAACUGGCAUCAGAACCGAAUGGCGCUGGUCAUGGCCGUGGGCAUCUACCUGGAAGGCGACAACCAGUACAUCAGAAUAGACUUGUUUAGAGCUGGACAGGAGGAGCCUGUCAGCAUUAUCCAUGACUUUGCAAAUCUCAAGACGGCAUAUUAUGCCAAAAAACAGCAUAAGUGCUAUGUGACCUCGCUGAACACCAACCUGGUCAAAGCUCCACGGAACCUUUGGGAUGUGCUGACCUUCACCAAGAGGGAGGUGUACCUGCCAGAUAAUUACAAAAUCCAAGAGGUGAUGCAGGUGACCCGCCAGCUGCACGACCACAAGGAUCUGGGUGGACCCAUUCAAGGGAUGUGCCGCAACUUGACCACCUUCGAAAUGGUUCCCAAGGACGACGUGGACAGUGAGUCGGGCAACUACGAAAGUGCCUCGGGCAACUACGAAAGUGCCUCAAAGCAAGAAACCACCAACGACUGCAUACUGAUUAGGCACUUGGAGAACCGCUACUUUGUGGAAACCAAUAUCUGCAACUAAAGAACACAACAGCCCGCCCACCGCCUCUUCAAGUUUGACUAAAAUGCACUUUAACCUUUACACAUUUCAUUGACAACGGCAACAUGGAUGCCUGUUUUUUUCUUGAUGGUGACUGGCUGGCGACCAGUCCAGGGUGCCUCUCGCUCAAAUUCAGCUAAGAUAAGAAGCUUGCAUAGAGAACCACCAAAUUUGAUUUUGAUUGAUACAUUUUCUGAAUUAACAUUGGUCAACGGCAAAGUUUAAUCUGAUGGUUUUGUUUGUCCUAAAUGUUAUUUAACUGCUACUUUUUUUCCUGGCGAAUCAGGUUUUUGAAAGAUUUUAUAUUUGUGUCAGUUUGCUUGAACUAAUUUAUAAAUAUGACGAAAUAGUAUAUCUUCAAUGUUAUAUGAAAACAUGAUAAAAACAAGGACAGAUUUGCUAUCGUUGUAAAAAGUUUACUUGCAUGAUUACAAACGAAUCCAAAUUUAUGGACCAGUGUUAAGUAUGUCACCAAAAAAAAACAUACCUCAGACUUGGUGUUUAGUAAAUGACCUUUGAUUGUUACCGAGCAAUAUAUGAAGAAUGUUUUCCAUGUUUAAUAGUGUUCAGUUGUGUACAUUUGGAUCUUGUUUAGUGAAAUGGCUUUGGACUGUAAGCAACAGAGCUUUAAAGCUGCAGAGGAACCAGUGUGAAGUUUGUACUAUUCCUAUUCUAAAAUGUUUUCAAAGAGGAUUUGACUGUAGAUAUCUGAAAUGACUUGUCUAUUGUUAUUUACACCUCAUUGUAACCACUUCUAAAGUUUCCGUUGAUGACAUAUUUUUGUAUUUUACUGUACUUAAUAUUUUGCUGCUUCAAUAAACUAUUGAACUUUUAGCU
Molecule: messenger RNA, 1828 nt
Organism: Syngnathus acus (greater pipefish)
Lineage: Eukaryota; Metazoa; Chordata; Actinopteri; Syngnathiformes; Syngnathidae
Gene: itm2cb
Product: integral membrane protein 2Cb
Exons: 7
Coding region: 128-973 (281 amino acids)
Biological process (GO): negative regulation of amyloid precursor protein biosynthetic process
Cellular component (GO): extracellular exosome; Golgi apparatus; plasma membrane
Molecular function (GO): amyloid-beta binding
Source: RefSeq, a predicted model, not a curated record